Bipolaris zeicola 26-R-13 is the source of this 615-nucleotide messenger RNA. RefSeq lists its product as uncharacterized. The record is from RefSeq and is a predicted model, not a curated record. The transcript has 2 exons. NCBI's taxonomy places the organism in Eukaryota, Fungi, Ascomycota, Dothideomycetes, Pleosporales, Pleosporaceae. Bases 1 to 615 code for a protein of 204 amino acids.
AUGGGAUACUGGAGAGAGUUCACGUUCCAAAAGAGUCCGGUAGGGUGGUUGACGCCAUCAGUCGAUCCACGCCAUACCCCUGCACCCAAGUUCCCCCCCCCCCUGCACCCACCAGGUAUCAAAGCCAACAGGGCCCGGUCGAGCGUCGAGCAGCAGCAGCAGAGAGUGGUGGCAAUUGACCUCGCUAUUUUGACGCCGACAGGGCGAGUACUCCACGGGCAAGUCGUCUUCAGCUGCCGCCGUCGACCAGAGACGUCCAAUGCCCAAACGCAGGCGCAAACUCUAACCAGAAAGCCCAUCGCAGCACCAUCAGACUUGGCCAUGUCGAGACAGAAGCAAGGCAGGCUUUCGUCAGGUUCCGCAUACCAUGCCUCGUCUUCCCUGCAGCCCGCCACGGACUGCCGCACGAGCAAAACCUUGGACGCCACAGAUGACGGUGGUGGUGGUGAUGACGGGCAUGGUGAGAAUGGUGAUAGCAUCAAGAAGAACAGCAAUGGAAAUGACGAUGAUAACGAUGGCGGCGGAGGUGGAGGCGGAGGCGGCGUCAUCGGCGUCGGCCGCGGUGAUGCUGGUGAUAAUACUGCCGUCGCUUGGGUGUGGGGAAAGCAAGAGUAG